Messenger RNA from Ipomoea triloba (trilobed morning glory), 906 nucleotides. RefSeq names its product glycine-rich cell wall structural protein 2-like. The coding region runs from base 1 to 906 and encodes 301 amino acids. NCBI's taxonomy places the organism in Eukaryota, Viridiplantae, Streptophyta, Magnoliopsida, Solanales, Convolvulaceae. The transcript has a single exon. The record is from RefSeq and is a predicted model, not a curated record.
AUGUCUACUUGUAUUCAGUCUCUGUGCAUGGCUCUUCUUGUUGUGAGCAUUGCGAUUGAGAUGAGUGAAGCAGGUUAUUAUGGAGAGGGUGAUGAUGAUAGCUUCUGUAACAAUGGUGGUUGGCGUGGCUGUAAAAGCUUUUUCAGAGGCGGAGGGGGNGGGGGUGGAGGUGGAGGUGGGAAUGCAAAUGGGGGUAGUGGUUCAGGACAUGGCGAAGGUUUUGGAGGUGGGGUCGGUGUAGACGGCGGCGGCGGCGGUGGCGGUGGCGGCGGCGGCGGUGGAGGUGGCAGCAAUGUGGAUGGUUCGGGUUCGGGGUAUGGGAGUGGUAGAGGAUUUGGUGCGGGCGGAGGUUUUGGAGGACGCGGCGGUGGCGGUGGAGGAGGAGGCGGUGGUGGUGGUGGGGCCGGGUUUGGUCAUGGGAGUGGCUUUGGUGCGGGUUUUGGUAUGGGAGAAAGUGGGGGUGGUGGGGGAGGAGGAGGAGGUGGUGGAGGUGGAGGUUUUGGUUCAAAUGGUGGUUAUGGUCAUGGAAGUGGUUUUGGAAUGGGUGGUGGUUUUGGUGGGAGUGGUGGAGGUGGGGGUGGAGGUGAAGGGGGAGGAGGAGGAGGAGAAGGUGGGUCCACCGGAGGUUCUGGGCAUGGCAGUGGUUAUGGCGCAGGCGUUGGAGCCGGAACCUCCGGUGGAGGAGGAGGUGGAGGUGGUAGUGGUGGUGGUGGCAACAAUGAUAAUGGUUACGGUGAAGGUUAUGGGCAUGGUGAAGGCAGUGGUUUCGGUGGAAGUAUAGACAAUACAAACGGCAAUGGCAAAAAUGGCGGCGGCGUAGGCAUGGGCUUUGGUAUGGGUAUGGGAUUUGGUUUCGGCAUCGGCGCAGGCGCGGGUGGCGAAGCUGAAAACAGUGCAAAACCCUAA